AUUCCUCUAUCCCAAUAUAAUAAUGAUAAAAAAUACGUGUCAGAUUAGAUUUAUAUACAAAAACAAUAAAAGCAAUUAAUUCUAAAACAAUAAAUGUUCUUCUAUUAAUUGUAUCUACACUAAAUAUAAACCAUCAAAUAAUUUUAAUUCAUUUUAUUGACGUAAGCAAAACAACAAUAAGAGUCAACAAUCACAACAUUAAAAAGAGUUAAACAAAAGCUUUGUUUUUAUUUUAACAAUGACGGAAUUACUAAAUAAAUUACGAAAAUUCGAUGCUUAUCCAAAAACACCCGAAGAUUUUAACAUAAAAACGUAUGGAGGAGCUACAAUUACCAUAAUAAGCUGUAUAAUAAUGUCUUUACUAUUUUACGUGGAAUUAAUGAGUUAUUUAACCCCUAACAUAACAGAAGAAUUAUUUGUGGAUACAUCUCGAAGUCCAAACAUUCAAAUUAACCUUGAUAUAAUUGUUCCUCAAGUUUCUUGUGAUUUUUUAGCUUUAGAUGCAAUGGAUUCUUCUGGGGAACAACACCUCCAAAUUGAUCAUAACAUUUAUAAGCGUAGUUUAGAUUUAGAUGGUAAGCCUAUAACAGAACCUAAAAAAGAAGAUAUCAUAAUAAAAGCGAAAGAUGAAGAAGAAGCGAAAAACGUAUCUUGUGGAAGUUGUUAUGGGGCGUCUUUAGAUCCUAAAAGAUGUUGUAAUACUUGUGAAGAUGUUCGAGAGGCUUAUCGCGAACGCCGUUGGGCAUUCCCUGAUAAUCCAGAAAAUAUCACUCAAUGUAAAGAUGAAAAGUUUAAUGAAAAAAUUAAGAGUGCAUUUCAACAGGGUUGUCAAAUUUAUGGCUCAUUAGUUGUAAAUAGAGUUAGUGGAAGUUUUCAUAUUGCUCCUGGUAAAAGUUUUACAGUUAAUCAUGUACAUGUUCAUGAUGUACAACCCUUUUCAUCCACUUCUUUUAAUACUACACACAAAAUUAAGCACUUAUCCUUCGGGACAAGUAUUGAUAGCGAAACCCAUAAUCCACUAAAAGAUACUUUGGCUAUUGCAGAGGAAGGUGCAACAAUGUUUCAGUAUCACAUCAAAAUCGUACCAACGGCUUACGUUAAAAAAAGCGGAGACAGAAUCUAUUCAAAUCAAUUCUCUGUGACGAGACACAAAAAGGUUGUGUCAAUUUUAAGUGGUGAAUCUGGAAUGCCAGGGGCUUUUUUCCAAUACGAAUUAUCCCCUUUAAUGGUGAAAUUUACCGAAACAGAACGAUCAUUAGGACAUUUUCUUACAAAUGUUUGCGCAAUUAUUGGUGGGGUUUACACCGUGGCGGGACUUAUUGAUUCUUUUUUAUAUCACUCAGUGAAACUUAUUAAACGAAAAAUAGAAUUGGGAAAAUUUCAUUAAACUUUUUUUUUAUUAUUUGACUAUUUUAUAAAGUUUUUAAAAAUGUAUUAAACGCUAUAAGUGAUGAUUUGGCUACAUUUACACUAAAUUCGCCGUUAUCACCGGUUAAUAAUGUGGGAAGUGAAAUAUAAUUGGGUUUUUUUUGGUCGUAUUGAUCUCUUCCUAAUUCUUUUAAAAAAAGAUGUCU
Onthophagus taurus is the source of this 1574-nucleotide messenger RNA. Its product is annotated as endoplasmic reticulum-Golgi intermediate compartment protein 3. Gene Ontology annotation, cellular component: endoplasmic reticulum; COPII-coated ER to Golgi transport vesicle; Golgi membrane. Gene Ontology annotation, biological process: retrograde vesicle-mediated transport, Golgi to endoplasmic reticulum; endoplasmic reticulum to Golgi vesicle-mediated transport. NCBI's taxonomy places the organism in Eukaryota, Metazoa, Arthropoda, Insecta, Coleoptera, Scarabaeidae. The record is from RefSeq and is a predicted model, not a curated record.